AUGUCCGAAUUCACUACCCGCAGAUAUUUUGACAACAUCUACAUUCCCGCUGGCCUGAUCGUCUUCGGAUGCUUCAUCACCAAGCGCGAAUGGACGCCGUACGCUGUUGCCCUGGCGCUCGCCCUGGCAGCCUACAAGUUCAACGCAAUGCAGAUCAAGAAGGUCCUCAAGCCCGAUGCCUUCCAGGACUUUGAGCUCAAGGAGAAGACCAUCAUCUCGCACAAUGUCGCCAUCUACCGCUUCAACCUCCCCAGCGAGAAGAGCAUCCUCGGCCUCCCCAUCGGCCAGCACAUCUCCAUCGGUGCCAACUGCCCCCAGCCCGAUGGCACCACCAAGGAGAUUGUGCGCUCCUACACUCCCAUCUCCGGCGACCACCAGCCUGGCUACUUCGACCUCCUGAUCAAGUCCUAUCCCACCGGUAACAUCUCCAAGUACAUGGCGUCGAUGAAGGUCGGACAGACGCUCAAGGUCAAGGGUCCCAAGGGCGCCUUCGUCUACACCCCGAACAUGGUCCGUCACUUUGGUAUGAUUGCCGGCGGUACUGGUAUCACUCCCAUGCUUCAGAUCGUCCGCGCUGUCAUUCGUGGCCGCCCCACAGGUGACAAGACCGAGAUUGACCUCAUCUUCGCCAACGUCACCCCUCAGGAUAUCCUGCUGAAGGAGGAUCUGGAUGCCCUCGCCAAGGAAGACGCUGGCUUCCGCGUGCACUACGUUCUUGACAAGCCCCCUGCGGACUGGACCGGCGGUGUUGGUUACGUCACGGGCGACAUGAUUACCAAGCUUCUUCCCAAGGCUGCCGACGACGUCAAGCUUCUGCUUUGCGGGCCCCCGCCCAUGGUCAGCGGACUGAAGAAGACGGCUGAGAGCCUUGGCUUCAAGAAGGCCCGCCCCGUGAGCAAGCUCGAGGACCAGAUCUUUGCUUUCUAA
Molecule: messenger RNA, 927 nt
Organism: Colletotrichum godetiae
Lineage: Eukaryota; Fungi; Ascomycota; Sordariomycetes; Glomerellales; Glomerellaceae
Product: NADH-cytochrome b5 reductase 1
Exons: 4
Coding region: 1-927 (308 amino acids)
Cellular component (GO): endoplasmic reticulum
Molecular function (GO): oxidoreductase activity
Source: RefSeq, a predicted model, not a curated record